Molecule: messenger RNA, 6979 nt
Organism: Blastomyces gilchristii SLH14081
Lineage: Eukaryota; Fungi; Ascomycota; Eurotiomycetes; Onygenales; Ajellomycetaceae
Product: 5-oxoprolinase (ATP-hydrolysing)
Exons: 6
Coding region: 2330-6373 (1347 amino acids)
Biological process (GO): glutathione metabolic process
Cellular component (GO): cytosol
Molecular function (GO): 5-oxoprolinase (ATP-hydrolyzing) activity
Source: RefSeq, a predicted model, not a curated record
UCCCUGGAGAAGGGGAGGGGAAAAAAAAAAAAACAGGCAGCUCAUGAAUAUUCUUUUUCGAUGCUAUGUUCUCGAGGUGAACCGAAAUGUAACAGUUCCCGCAAAUUGAAUAUUUUCUCUCGUUAGGUACAAAGUACAUGGGUAAAAAAGUUGCUGUAAUGGACCUGCAAUAUUAUUAUAUACAUGAAUCUCAAACGAAACAAGACCAUAAUCUUUACCGUGCUGGGCUGCUUUGACAUGAUGUCACCGCGACAUCCUCAAAGUCUAGGGGCCACUGGCUAAUUUCGGCGAACUUUUGUGCUUGUUGCAUGAGCUCAUCGCUUAGAAAUACGCGUUCUGAGGCUGGUGGUGAAAUAUCAGCAGUGGAAAAUGGCUCUUCAGAGUCCGGUGGUGAGGAGGAUGCGUGGAUCGAUUGGUUCUCCUUAUCGGCAAGUUCCUCGUGGCUGUCGUGCGAGAAAUAAGUGGUAUUGUUACCCCUUUUGGAGCGAGUUAAAUGCGCAUUUCUGGAGGGCCCAAUAGUAGACGACUUCAUCGCUGGUGUCCGUCGUCGGCCACGGUUGUUCCCGACGGUGCCGGGUAGCUCCCUGUUCCCUCCGCCCCUGCUGGCUUCCGGCACUCCUGCUAUAUCCUUCCUCCUUUUAAAAACCCUCGACGCUGUGUAACUCAGCUCAUCUUGAUCAGCCUCAAAUGUGUCGGAAUGGUCACUGAAAAAGGGUUCAUUUUCAAUAUCGUCUGAAGCGAGCGUAUUGGCAUGGUUUAAUACACGGCGUCUUUGCAGACGUCGCCGCUGAGGCAGCAAAUUUUCUCUCAGAGUCGCAGUAGAAACCCGGGGUUUAUAGAUCGUGGCAGGUUGUCUUUCUCUAUUAGGAAGAGAUGUUUCAUUUUCUGGAAAUUCAUCGUGCGCAGUAUCUAAUCGUCGUUUCUCCACACUAGAGGCUGGGCUGCUCUCGGGUGGCAUCAUUGUCUGACUCGACAAUUCGAGCGGCUCCGGCGACUGGGCUCCCCUUGGGGUAGGCAGGGAGUCAUCUUCAGAGGUACUAUUAUCGGUGGUUUCAUCGACUGCAAUUGCGAAUUUGGAUGGAUCGGGGGACGGAGAAACUUGCACUUGAGUCUUGCUGUGUAGUUUCCGUUUCGAUAAGCGCGCAGGGGAUAAAUCCCGCAGCGUGGAAGAUGGGAUCGAUACAGAGUCAUAAGGUAUACUUUGGCGGUUGGAAAAUUUUAGGGGAGUUGAUUCAUCAUCCGGGUCGAAACUACCAAGCAUAUCAUCAUCGUCAUCGAGUUCGGACGAUGGAUCUCCUUGCAUCAUCUGAAGGAUACUGGGUUGCCUGGGCCGCCGUCUAAAAUUGCUAAGCAUCGAGCUCUCAAAGGCAGGAGUUCCGAUUUUUUGUGCUCUGGAACUGGUGUCCCCUCGAUUGGGAAGACUGGGAUGGAGCGCUUUUCCUAUGGCGGAAGACAUAACGUCGAUUCGCGUUGGUAAGUCGCUGGCGCCAUUUUGAUGUUCCGAGAUAGGGGUCUGCGCUUGAGGGAUUACUGCCUCCAGAUGUCGCUCUUCAUUGGCCACCGAUUCACUUCUCUGGAGGUAUGCUGUCUCAGGCGGUCGAGGCAUGCUGUGGAUAUUAUCGAGGCAAGACGCGUGAAGGGAUUUGGAAAGUCUAAUGAAGUUCAAGGGAGAGCUUCCCUCGCCCUCGAUAAAGCCUGCAAUUGCGGGAAUAUUACAGCAAGGAAUUGAAUUCGCGUGUUUUUACGCGAUUCAGUGAACAACAGUUGUGGGUAGCUGGAAGAUGCAAUAAUAAUAAUGAGGAAGCGUUGCGUUGUUCUGUGGUAUGUUUGUUGUGGUGGUUGGAAUAAAAACAUCGACACGUGACGUCAGCCGCUGAUGAUGUCAGCGACAACUGACAACUCGGGACUCGGGACCAAAGCUCCGAUUGCCAAGCCGGGCGCGGCUUCCAACAUCGUAGUUUCAAUAAUACUCCGUACAUAGCUCAAAAUGGGAUCCGCCAAAAUACCUCUGCCUCUACAGUGGGGGUUUAGGGGUUCGAUGAUCAAAUAAUAGUAAUUGAUACAAAUUGUGCUUUUUUGCGAGCUUGAUAAACCUCACUCAGCCCUGGUAUCAAACCCCGCCCCCACUCACUCUGGGCGGUUCAUCCGCAUUACCAAGCGCCGGCAUUUGUUCCCGACGCUAUGGGUUUGCUUGAAAUAAUAUAAAAGAAUCAAGUCGUCGUACCUCUUUGUCCUGGUAAAGAAAAGAUAUUCACUUCUACGUUCUAAAUAAAUAAACUCUCAUUUUCUCCAUCCAAGCCGAAGGUAGUAUUCAUCGCCCACCUCCGCAAUGGCUAUUCCAGUACAGCGGCGCGGCAUCAGGAUCGCCAUUGACCGUGGUGGUACUUUCACGGACUGCGUUGGCAAUCCUGGUUCCGGGAAGCUAGAAGAUGACAUUGUGAUCAAGCUACUGUCCGAAGACCCAAACCAUUACGAUGAUGCGCCUUUGGAAGGCAUACGUCGGCUACUCUCCAAGUUCGAAGGUCGUGAAAUCCCUCGAGGGGAGCCAUUGAAUACUGCUAAGAUAGAGAGCAUUCGUAUGGGAACCACAGUUGCCACGAAUGCUUUACUAGAAAGGAAAGGAGAGCGAAUGGCCUUGGUAGUGACUAGGGGAUUCAAGGAUUGCCUGGAAAUUGGAAAUCAAUCCCGCCCCAAAAUUUUUGACCUGGCCAUUCAGAGGCCGGACGUCCUAUACGAGAAAGUUAUUGAAGUGGAUGAACGGGUCACGCUCGAGGACUAUACAGAGGAUCCAAUACAGCACAGUACACCAACGCUCCCGCGAGACCUGUCACCCCCAGAUGCGGAAAUUGUGCGUGGCCUGUCCUCGGAGGCGGUUAGGAUACUACGGCGACCCUCCGAAAGCAUCGUAAAAACACAGCUCCAAACUCUCUAUAACGAGGGGUUCCGAAGCAUUGCUGUAUGUCUCAUGCAUGGAUAUACCUUUCCGGAUCACGAAGUCAUGAUUGGGAGGCUCGCAAGACAAACUGGUUUCGAUCAUAUCAGCUUGAGCCAUGAGCUCAUGCCUAUGAUCAAAUUGGUGCCAAGGGCAACUUCCGCUUGUGCUGACGCGUACCUAACACCUACCAUUCGCAAGUAUAUCUCAGGAUUUCAGUCUGGAUUUGAGGGUGGACUUGGCACAAGCAGCCUCAAAAAGGAACAUGGAUCUAAAGGGGCGCGAUGUGAAUUUAUGCAAUCAGAUGGCGGUCUAGUCGAUAUUGACAACUUCUCUGGCUUGCGUGCGAUUCUGUCAGGGCCCGCUGGCGGAGUUGUCGGCUAUGCCCUUACUUCGUACGACUCGAAGACGGACAUUCCCGUAAUUGGGUUUGAUAUGGGGGGCACCAGCACGGAUGUUAGCCGGUAUGGUUCUGGUCGCUAUGAACAUGUUUUCGAGACUACAACAGCUGGGGUCACGAUACAAAGCCCUCAGCUUGAUAUUAAUACUGUUGCUGCCGGUGGAGGGUCGCGCCUAUUUUAUCGAAAUGGUUUGUUCGUGGUAGGGCCAGAGUCCGCUGGUGCACAUCCUGGUCCUGCCUGCUAUCGCAAAAACGGCCCGCUAACUAUCACGGACGCCAACCUGUUUCUUGGUCGAUUGUUACCUGAGUUCUUUCCUAAAAUAUUCGGCCCGAAAGAAAACGAAGGCUUGGAUGCAUAUGCAAGUGCGAUGCUUUUCGAAGAACUGACAGAAACUAUAAAUGAAGAAUUGCCCGAAGACCAGAAAAUGACCCCAGACGAAGUCGCGUAUGGGUUUAUUCAAAUUGCGAAUGAAUCAAUGACAAGGCCAAUCCGCUCAUUAACCGAGGCCAAGGGACAUGAUACCUCGAAACAUAGGUUGGCAACUUUUGGUGGUGCUGGUGGCCAGCAUGCGGUGGCAAUUGCUGAAAACCUUGGAAUUAAGCAGAUUUUUGUACACCGCUAUUCCUCAGUCCUAUCUGCAUAUGGAAUGGCCCUUGCAGACGUGGUGGACGAAAGCCAGGUGCCAGAAUCAAAGGUAUGGUCUGAUGAUGGAAGUACCAUCACAGAGCUGAGACAAAAAAUGGAUACGUUGAAAGAAGCAGCUCGGAGGAGGCUGCACGACCAGGGAUUUGAGGACAAGUCUAUUGUGUUUGAGGAAUAUCUCAACAUGAGAUACCGAGGAACCGAGUCUACACUGAUGAUAAUCAAUCCCAAAUCACGAGUAGCGACUGGAGGGUCUGAUAGCGGUAGCGAUUGGGCCUAUGGGAAAGCCUUCGUCCAGCAACAUGAACGAGAAUUUGGAUUCACAUUGCCCGACCGUGAUAUUAUUAUCGAUGAUGUUCGGGUGCGGGCAAUCGGCAAGAGCUUUGACGAUUUAGGAAAGACCGUCGAUCAGCAACUCGAAGAAGCCAAACCUCAGGAUGUAGGAGAUGAAAAGAAAUUCAGUGUUUCUCAGGUGUAUUUUGAGGGUGGCCGCCGCCAAACGCCGAUAUAUAAGCUUGAAGAUUUGAACGUGAAUGACCGCAUUCAUGGACCGGCUAUUCUUGCUGAUGGGACGCAAACACUAGUGAUAACCCCAGGAGCAACAGCUCUAGUCAUCGAAACCCAUGUUGUUAUCAAUAUCGGUACCUCCGAACUUCGAGAUGCGAAGAUUAACCUUAACACGGUCGACCCUGUUAUUCUCAGUAUAUUUGGACACCGUUUCAUGGCUAUCGCGGAACAAAUGGGACGCGCACUUCAGAAAACAAGUGUUAGCACUAAUGUCAAGGAAAGAUUGGAUUACUCAUGUGCAUUGUUUGAUUCCGAUGGCGGACUUGUGGCCAAUGCACCGCAUCUACCAGUUCAUCUGGGUAGCAUGUCCACCUGCGUCAGAAAGCAGUCGAAAAUAUGGGCCGGAAAACUCAAACCAGGUGAUGUUAUAGUAAGCAACCAUCCUGAGUUCGGUGGGACUCAUCUGCCAGACAUUACGGUUAUUACACCAGCUUUCAAUGGCAAUAAGAUAAUAUUUUAUGUCGCAUCUAGGGCGCAUCAUGCGGACAUUGGUGGUAUUCUCCCGGGUUCCAUGCCCCCACAUUCAAAAGAGCUAUCCCAAGAAGGCGCGGCGAUCAAAUCAGAGAAGUUGGUUUCCGAAGGCAUAUUCAACGAGGAGCGAAUCACCCACCUCUUGUAUCACGAACCUGCACAGUAUCCUGGAUGCAGCGGGACAAGAUGUCUUGCAGAUAAUAUAAACGACCUGAAAGCUCAAAUAGCCGCAAAUCAGAAAGGAAUUAACCUCAUAUCAAUGUUGAUCAGCGAAUACGGCGAGGAUACGGUUCAGUUUUACAUGAAUAACAUCCAAGAUAAUGCGGAACUUAGCGUAAGAAACCUUCUGAAAACAGUUAGCCAAAGGUUCGCAGGGGCGGAUCUUGUCGCUGUCGACUACAUGGACGAUGGAAGCCCAAUCCACCUGAAGAUAACCAUUGAUGCGGAGAUGGGGGAAGCGGUAUUUGAUUUUGAAGGCACCGGCCCUGAAGUCUACGGGAACAUCAAUGCGCCGGAAGCUGUUACUUACUCUGCGAUCAUUUACUGCUUACGGUGUCUAAUAUCCGAAGAUAUUCCAUUGAACCAAGGGUGUCUCAAACCCAUCAAUGUGCGAAUCCCGAGAAAUUGUUUCCUUUCCCCGUCCGAUAAAGCUGCUGUUGUUGGCGGUAACGUUUUGACAAGCCAGCGAGUGACCGACGUAAUCUUAAAAUGUUUCCAAGCUUGUGCUGCAUCCCAAGGGGACACAAACAACCUAACUUUUGGAUAUGGCGGAAAUGUUUCAGGAGAAGAAGAAACCAAAGGGUUUGGGUACUACGAAACCAUUGCUGGUGGAAGUGGUGCUGGCCCAGACUGGGAGGGGACCUCCGGGGUCCACACACAUAUGACUAAUACUCGUAUUACGGAUUCUGAAGUCUUCGAGCGAAGAUAUCCAGUGCUGAUAAGAGAGUUCAGUCUGAGGCCAGGGUCCGGAGGGGAUGGGCAGCACCGGGGUGGAGAUGGUGUCAUCCGGGACAUUGAAUUUCGAAUUCCAGUACAAGUAUCCAUCCUCUCGGAGCGCAGGGUAUACCAUCCGUAUGGCUUGAAUGGAGGCAAGGAUGGCCAAUGCGGACUGAAUAUUUGGGUGAGAAGGACACCAAAACGAGGGCAACCAGGCGAAUGGGAGGUAAGGGAGAUAAACCUAGGGGCGAAGAAUACAGCGAAAAUGUUUCCUGGCGAUCGCAUAGUUGUAAAGACCCCUGGCGGCGGUGGGUGGGGCAAGGUAGGGGAGGAAAGCAAAGCUCGGAAAGGGAGAGACCUUAAACAAGCUUGGAAAGGAGGGUCUUUGGCUAGCCGCAUAGAAACACAGGAGACGAGCGCAUGAUCGUGAAAUGACUAUUUGCCGCUCGGGUGAUGAUCACCUCGAAAUAAUUAGUCGCUAGAUACCGCACCUGCUAGAAGAACAAAAACCAAUUACGCCUCGGAAGUGAUUAUAUUAAAAUAAAUUCACACGUUCCCUUACACAAACAUCCCGAAGCGCAAACCGAACUAAGGAAAACAAAGAACCCGCCGGGGUAUGCAGACUACAGGGACAGUUACAACCGUUACAGAGGAAAAUAUGAAGGGCAAUCGAAACAUACAAGAAAAAUUCAACCUAAUUAUCUUCAGAUUCAUCAGACUCUGAGCCCGAGUCCUCUUGGACUGGGUCGUUCUUCGCGAUCUCCUUGCCUUCACCAUCAAUAUAAUUUGGUCUAUCUAAAGAUCCACCUUUCUCUUUGAUCACUGCUUCGAUAUUGGGCAGUAACUGGACCAUGGCAUUAAACUGCUCUAAUGGCAUUGAUAUCCCCUGUAGACAUAUGUUAGCAGGCAUUGACAACUAGGUUUUCAUAAUGACAGUUCACUAAGGAUAAAUAUGGCGUAGAAGGGUAGUAUUGAGCUGACCUUUUUGCCUGGAAGUUCUUGUCCAUCUUUUUCAUAGUACUCUCUCACG